Spodoptera exigua (beet armyworm) is the source of this 6783-nucleotide messenger RNA. Lineage: Eukaryota; Metazoa; Arthropoda; Insecta; Lepidoptera; Noctuidae. The record is from the annotation of a GenBank genome assembly.
CAUCACUAUCCGACCAAGACAAGACAAGACGUCUACAAUCUAUAAAUUAUUGUACUCUGUGAACACAACACUCAAGACUCAACAGUGCAGUGACUAAUUUCAGGAAUUUAAUAUUUCUAAUCAAUCUAAAAAUUCGAUUUUGUCGCCUGUUCUCAGAACGAGAUAAGAACAACGAUAUGAGAUAAUUUGAAGGACUCCUGUCCUUUGGAUCGCCUCAUUAAAGGUGAACAAAUCAUAAACUAUAAUGCUAAUACUAUAAUAAUAUGAACUGAUCAAUAAAUCACAAUGACUGAAACAGUACCAGCUUUAACAACUCCAAUUUCCCUGUCAACAUAUCAUCAACUCAGUCUUACAGUUGAAUCAGCAAACAUCAAGAAUUCUGGGCUUUUCAAACCAAAUCCAUAUUUACAAGUGAUAAUAGAUGACAAAAUAUCAAGACGCACUGAAGUCAUAAAGAGUACUCUGCACCCAAAAUGGAAAGAAGACCUAACAGUGCUUGUAACACCACAGUCCCAGCUAUUGUUCCGGCUUGCAGAUUACCACAGUUUCAGAAAAGAUAAUGUUAUUGGUGAGAAGAGAGUCAAUCUGCUAAAAGUUUUGCUAUAUUGUAAUGGAAAAUGUGAUAACGUGGAGUUGAUAAUAGACUUGAUGAAAACUGUGUCCCAAGAAAAUUCAGCUAGUGUAAGUGGUGAAGUAAAAGCAGCUGAAUUGGUGGUGCUUCUGGAUGGAUUACGAGUAGACCCAUCAGUUUUAAGUCAGUCACGUGAACUCCUUGGAGAAUCCGCCAACAGCACUGGCCCUCUAAAUGAUGGAGUGAGGGCAAGGAUAAGAAUUCGGAACAAUGAAUCUGCAAUGAGAUCUAUUGUUAGAUCACAAAAUCUUCGACCUCCACCAGGCCCGCCGCCGUUAAGCAACGGCUCAUUGCAGCAUGGCGGGCCGAGCGGAACGAGUGGCGUGAGCGGUCCAAUGAGCUCUAGCUUGGCGGGAGGCGCGGGCGCGCCUGCCGAAAGUGGGGCUGGUCCGUCUCAUGCCGAGGCUGAGCCCACUGGGGCCGGCCUGCCAGUUGUCUAUGCCAACCCUGCUGAGGAGCCUCUACCAGCUGGCUGGGAAAUGCGCUAUGAUGUUUAUGGACGAAGAUACUACGUGGACCACAACACGCGGUCGACGUCGUGGGAGCGGCCGCAGCCGCUGCCGCCGGGCUGGGAGGUGAGGCGCGACGCGCGCGGCCGCGUCUACUACGUGGACCACAACACGCGCACCACCACGUGGCAGCGCCCCGACACCGAGCGCCUGGCGCGCUUCCAGCACUGGCGCGGCGAGCGCCGCCACGUCGUGGCGCAGGGCAACCAGCGCUUCCUCUACCCGCACCCGCAGCCGCCGCACCAGCCUGACUCCGACCACGAUGCCAAUGCGACCGGGAGCAGUGGCGUGGCAGGCACGAGUAGCGCGAGCGGUGCGCUGGCGACGGGCGCGCCGGGCGUGGCAGCCAGCGUGGCGGCGGCCGCGCCCGCGCCCGGGCCCGCCGCCGCAGGCAGCUCGCCCGCGCCCGACGACUCGCUGGGCGCGCUGCCCGCCGGCUGGGAACGCCGCGUGCAACCCGACGGCAGAGUCUAUUACGUUAAUCACAAGAACCGAACCACGCAAUGGGAGGAUCCUAGGACUCAGGGUCAGGAGAUGAGUGCUCUUGAAGAGGCUCUGCCACCAGGGUGGGAAAUCAGGUUUACAGAAGAAGGCACACGGUACUUCGUGGACCACAAUACUCGAACGACCACAUUCCAAGACCCGCGACCCGGUGCCCCGAAAGGUCCUCAGGGCGCAUACGGCGUGCCGCGCGCCUACGAACGUUCCUUCCGCUGGAAGCUUAGCCAGUUCAGAUAUCUGUGUCAAAGCAAUGCGCUACCCAGCCAUAUUAAAAUUACUUUAUCUAGACAAUCUCUUUUUGAAGAUUCAUAUCAUCAGAUAAUGAGGUUGCCUGCAUAUGAGUUGCGUAGAAGAUUGUAUAUAAUAUUCCGUGGCGAGGAGGGGUUAGAUUAUGGCGGCGUCAGUCGAGAGUGGUUCUUCUUACUGUCACAUGAAGUGCUGAACCCAAUGUACUGCCUGUUUGAAUACGCUAACAAAAAUAACUACAGUUUACAGAUUAACCCCGCCAGUUACGUGAACCCAGAUCAUCUUCUGUAUUUUAAGUUCAUUGGCAGGUUUAUAGCAAUGGCACUGUAUCACGGGCGAUUUAUUUAUUCAGGAUUCACGAUGCCUUUCUAUAAAAGAAUGUUAAAUAAGAAACUGACUAUGAAAGAUAUUGAAUCUAUUGAUCCCGAAUUUUACAACUCUCUGGUAUGGAUCAAGGAUAAUAACAUAGAUGAAUGUGGUCUCGAGAUGUGGUUUAGUGUCGACUUCGAAGUGUUAGGUCAAGUUAUACACCAUGAGCUGAAGCCGUCCGGAGAUAAGGAACGUGUAACUGAGACAAAUAAGGAACAAUAUCUUCAAUUGGUCACUCAGUGGCGUAUGACGAGAGGAAUUGAAGAACAAACUUCAGCAUUUUUGGACGGAUUCAAUGAGGUUGUGCCGUUAGAGUGGCUUAAAUAUUUUGACGAGCGCGAGUUGGAAUUAAUGUUGUGCGGCAUGCAGGAGGUGGACGUCGAUGAUUGGCAACGAAAUACAAUAUACAGACACUACACUCGCACCAGCAAACAAGUUCUUUGGUUCUGGCAGUUUGUGCGACAAAUGGAUAACGAGAAGCGAGCAAGAUUGCUGCAGUUCGUCACUGGUACCUGUCGAGUUCCUGUUGGAGGAUUUGCUGAGCUGAUGGGAUCAAACGGUCCCCAAAGAUUUUGUAUAGAAAAGGUUGGAAAAGAUACGUGGUUGCCUCGGUCGCACACGUGUUUUAAUCGACUCGACUUACCACCCUAUAAGAGCUACGAGCAAUUAUGCGAAAAAUUGAAUUUUGCUAUUGAAGAAACUGAAGGCUUUGGACAGGAAUAAUUUAAUUGUUAUAUAUAUAUAAUUAUACUAGAAUCACUAAACGUUAUUGUAAAUUAUUAUAACAUGAAUGCACCACCUCAAUUUGAGGAUUUUAUCACCAAUGGAAUUGGUGCUGUCAUAAAAAGACCAACCAAAUAAUUAUAUGAAUAUAUUUGUAAUAAAUUACUCUUACAUGAUAAACUAUGUAGAUAUUGUUAGUGUAAAAUGUCGGUUGUUUAAGAAAUAUUUGUUUGAACUACACUUAAAACACUGUUCUCCUAAAAGUUCAUUAAAUAAUUUUUAAACAGUGAAUACCGUUUUUAUUUUGUAUGUCAUGACAGAAGUUUCGUUUGUGCUAAAAGAAGUUCCUUAUUUAAAUGUGCAAUAAAAUGCUGAUAGAGGUUUUGGUAAAUAAAACAGCUGUUUUUCAAGCGACAAGAAUAUUGAAUUACUUACCAAUUUUUAAGGAUUGAAUAAGGAUGAAGAUUAAAAAUUAAUUUAAGGAUGAAGAUAAAAAAUUGGUAGGUAUAGAUAAAAAUAAUGUCUGUCCUUUUUUUGAAGGAAAAAUAAUAUUGUGCCUUUUCUUGACUCCCAUUCAUUCUCCUGUUCUAGGCCAAGGAAGCAGUACCGCUUAUUCCUUGCAAUUGACUGUAUUUGGAUAAAUGCGUCAUUUAAUUGAGCUUGAUGUUAACGUCAGCUCAAUAGGUUGAAGUUAUUUGACUCAGAAUUUGUUUGCACGAUGCCACUUAACAAACACACUUACAGUGCAAGUUAAAUAAAAAGCUUGUAAAAUAUAAGAAAUAAAACAAUGAUACAAACUAAUAAAUAUUUUUUAUUUAAUGUAAAGUAAAUAAUUAAGCAUUCGUAUUUGAAACAAUUAAUGAACUAAUGAAAUGUUUUAUGUUGACAAAAGUUAGCAUAGCUUUAAAUUAGCAAAUUCCUCUGCAACUUUCAUUGCUUCUUCAAGGCUGGCGGAAUUAUUACCAGAAGCUUGACCAGAUUCUGCUUUACCACCACCCUUGCCACCUAUAACUGGCACAACAGACUGAAUCCACUCAGAGGCCAGCAAACCCUUUUCGAUCGCAUUUUUAGGUACAGCGGCAAGACAGAAUAUUUUGUUAGUUUCAUCGUCUACAGAGAAAAACAUAGCCGCGGUUGUGGGGCAAAGAAGCUUCACUUGUUUUAAAGCGCCAUCCAAUGCUUUAGUGUUGCCAAAUGCUUUAAGUUCUGAAACAAUGACUUUACUUUCCUUAUUCUCCGUACAAAUUUCUUUUGCCCUUUCCGCGACUUGAGUGAUUGUCAAAGCUUUAGCAGCCCUUUCUUUAUCGUCAAGUUGUUUUUUUAAGUUUUUGAGCAUAGUUCUCAAUUCUUCUUUUUUCCAAUACGAUAUCUGAGCUUGAGAAAUCUCGUUUGUAAGGUCAACAAUUUUACGAAGAAUUUCCUUUUGGUUCAUAUUGUCACUUUGAUCUUUAAUGAAAUUAGCCAUGUUGUUGACCUCAUUUUCCAAUGAGCUUGAUUUACUUAUGGCUUUCAAUGCUUCUGGCCCAGUCAAGGCGACAAUUCGUCGAAUUCCUUUCGCAAUACCUUCCUCGCUGACGAUUACAUAAUCUCCAAUAUGACCGGUCUGAUGUAAAUGUGAUCCACCACAAAAUUCUACAGAGGUUUCGUAUGCGGCCGGUCCGUCCGGGUUUUUCUCUAACUCUUCUACUGGUAUUCCAACAGAAACUACACGUACUGGAUCUGGAUAGUGUUCAUCGAACAUAGCUCUUAAGCCCUUAAUCUUUUUAGCUUCAUUUAAGCUCGUAUGUUUUGCAUAAACAGGUUUAUUUGCAUAAAUGAUCUCCUUGAUUUGAUCUUCUGUAUCUUUUAUUUGUUUUAAAGACAUUGGUCCUUUGUUAGUAAAAUCAAACCUUAGACGAUCUGGCAUGACAAGAGAUCCUCGUUGAUCGGAAUCGUUUCCAAGAACUUUUCUUAGUAUGUUGUUUAAUACAUGCGUUCCAGUGUGGUUAUUCAUGACAAGUCUCCGCCUUUCAGUAUCAAUAUGCAAAGACAACUUAUCCCCAAUUUUCAGAGUGCCUUCAAGUUUUCCCAUAUGUAACACAUAUCCUCCCUUAACUUGGACAUUAGUAACCACGAACUCAACGCUAUCAUCAUCAGUUUUUACCAUAUAUCCUUCAUCAUAUAUUUGACCACCUUGUUCGGCAUAGAAACUGGUUUUAUCAAGAAUAACUCCACAUUGUUGACCAGAAGAGACUUCAUUUACAAAUUGUUUAUUUUGUCGUAAAGCAAUGAUGGUUCCAAUGCAGGGACUGAAAUUAUAUACAGCUUCGUUUUCAGUUGAAGAUGCAACAUAGUUGUAUUUAGGGGAGUCGUCUGUGGCAGGUACUCCAGUGUCUUGCAAAUGACUAAUGGCAUGCACAUCCAAUGCUAACAAAUCUUCUUGACCAGCAGCUUUUCCUUGGGAAAUCAAUUGAGAUUCUUUCUUAGAUUUUUCGUAAGCUUCCAUAUCUAUGGAAAGCCCAUUUUCUUCACACAUGAGUUGUGUCAGAUCAAUAGGAAAUCCGUAUGUAUCAUACAGCCGCCAAGCGACAUCACCAGGUAUUACCUUACCAUUUAAUUUUUCAAUAGUUCUAUUGAGUAAAUUUCUCCCUCGUGUGAGUGUUUUCAAAAACUGUAAUUCUUCCUCAUUUAUCAGUUGGAUCAAAGAUAAUGGAUCUUUUGUUAUUUCAGGAAAAACAUUUCCUAAUAAUUCCACAACAACAUGAACUAAAGAACCAAAGAACCCGGGUUUAGCAUUAAGUUUCUCAGAAGCGUAUCGUACUGCUCUCCUUAAAAUUCUUCGAAGUACAUAACCUCUUCCUGUAUUGUCGGGACAUCCACCAUCUGACAAAGCUAUUGUAAGUGUUCUAGCAUGAUCAGCUAAAACCCUAUAUGCCAUAUCAAUUCCAUCGACGUCUUCAGCUCCGACUUUUCCAGUAUAAGGCCUUGCACCCGUACCAACUUCGAUUGCUUUGAAUAUAGGCAUAAAGAAAUCAGUGUCAUAAUUAGCUCUUUUGUUUUGAAUAACUGACACUAGUCUUUCAAGACCUAAUCCACAAUCAAUAUGCUUUUUUGGCAGCAACUUCAGUGACCCAUCUGAUUCUCUAUUAAACUGAAUAAACACUAAAUUCCAAAUUUCGAGUACAUCAGGGUCAUCCAUGUUUACGAGGUGGGCUGCCUCACGUCCUCCGAUUCUAUCAUAAUGCAAUUCUGAGCAGGGACCACAUGGACCUGUUUCACCCAUUUCCCAAAAGUUAUCUUUCAUACUACCAGGAAGAAUGUGGGAUUCUGGGACACCUAACUUGAGCCAGAUUUCUUUGCAUUCGAGGUCAGGUUCAAGUCCUGAAGCAGCAUCUCCUCCAAAAUAAGUUACAUACAAACGAUCCCCAGGCAACUUAUAAACUUCAGUUAGAAGUUCCCAUGCCCAUGCACAUAUUUCUUUCUUAAAAUAAUCACCAAAUGACCAGUUACCCAUCAUUUCAAAAAAAGUAUGAUGAUAGACAUCUUUCCCCACAUCAUCAAGGUCAUUAUGUUUACCUCCUGCUCUUAUACAUUUUUGGGUAUUAACAACUCUGACAUACUGAGCCAUAUCAGAGUUAGGGUCAACAGACCCCAAAAAGAUGGGCUUAAAUUGGUUCAUCCCUGCAUUAGCAAAAAGUAAAGUUGGGUCAUCCAAAGGUAUUGUGGAUGAAGAGUGAACAUAUUUAUGUCCUUUACUGAUGAAAAAAUCAAUAAAGGCUUGUCUUAUCUGGUUACCACUCAUUGAAGUAUCCAUCUUCAAUUAAU